AUGUCGUUCUUGCCUGUCAAUAACAUCUCUUCGCCACCGGACCGCGCCAUGGAGGAUGUAUCUGCAACGUCUGCCACACCUCGCCCCCUCUCCAACAGCAUACCGACGACCCAGGACGCUGGUACGUCAAACAACAGUACUACUGAGACCCAAAUGCCCGACGAGUCCCGCGGGAGUACAAGUACACACUCGAUCUCGGACGAGACUAUACAAGCAGAGUCAGAGGGGGAGGGUUCGGACCAUGGCUCAGAGCGCAAGGAACAUGCACCACCGACCAAGAAGAAAAAAGGACAACGGUUUUACUGCACCGACUUUCCCCCCUGCAAUCUAAGCUUCACUCGAAGUGAGCACCUGGCUCGUCAUAUUCGGAAACAUACUGGAGAGCGUCCAUUUCAGUGCCACUGUUCACGAAGGUUUUCUAGACUCGACAAUUUGCGCCAACACGCCCAGACAGUGCAUGUGAACGAGGAAAUACCAGACAGCUCUUUGGCCGCCACCGGCACUCGCUUUCAACGUCAGGUCAGAACAGAUCGGGUGCGCCCCCAGGGUCGCGCGAGGGCAGGCACGGGAGGUAGUCAGGCAACCCAUACUAGGGGCCACAGUAGGAACCUCUCGACAUCAAGCAUCGCUUCCACAACCUCGACAUUUAGCCAACCCCCAGAGUUGCGCCGGCGCCCGCCACCGUUGAUCAUGGCGAACGAUGCGACCACAAGGUCUAGGUUGGGACUUGACCCCAUGAUUGACGCACCUACCACACCACCUGCUCAGGUUCGCGGAUUUCACGCGCCGCCGAGCGGCUCCCCUUACACGCCAUCCCAGAUAUAUCCCAGUAACGGUUCGCCUAUGCCCGGAGCCGCCCAGGUUACAGGCUUCUGGGAUGGCAAAACCGCAGCUCGGCGCUUAUCUGUACCGUCAGGAGCUAACCCAUUUGCGCCGGUACAAUAUACGCAUCCUUACCCUGCUGCGAAUUAUGCAGCACCGGGAGAAGUCUACGCCAGUCCUGUCAGCGGGAAAUAUCCCGUCGAGAGAGAUUAUCAACCGACAGAAGCCGAGUUGCGGCGAAGGACAUGGCAUUAUUCGACAUGGCCGGCCCCUUCCCGUACAGAUUAUAGUGGGAUCCCUAGCUCUCAGGCAUCAGAAUCGCUCCCACCAGCUAUUGGAGGCAAUGAAUCUGCAGACCGGCCGCCGCGUCUACCAGGGAUUGAAAGUUUUGACAAAUUCGCCGCAAAACGAUCUUUGACACCACCUGUACGCAGGCCGAGUCCGAUGCAGGUUGACAGUAAACCACCCCCGAGCUACAACUUCAGCGGCGGGUUCAACUACGCACCGCCACCGGGUCGACCUGCUCCGCCCAUUUCUGGUCCUGGUCAUAGACGCGGUCAUGUUUCGUGGGAUAUGUCGCUGCAUACGAACCUGACCGGUCUCCACAUAAGGGACAAGCCGACACCACAGCGCGACGCCUCAAACUGGGGCCAGCAGACCAUCUCGGAACUUCGUAGCAUAGGUUCCCGUCCGUCAUCGUCAUACCAGCAACAGGUCCAGGAGUUCCGUGGUCAACAUACUCAUGGUCCGCCUUCGUUUAGCACGACGGCAUCGAGCUCCCACGCUGCGCGAACGAGUCCGGAAGAUUCGAGCAGCAGCGAGGGAGUCCACACUCCAUCCACAGCAUCUCUGGAAUAUCAUCCAGCCAUCGUGCAGAACAACGGCUUUGUCGAGCCUCACCAUCCUCCCCUAUCUUCUGAUCCAUCUCAAACAGUACGCCCGCCCCUUUAUACUGAGGGCCAGCGAUAG
Messenger RNA from Aspergillus nidulans FGSC A4, 1791 nucleotides. RefSeq lists its product as uncharacterized. Bases 1 to 1791 code for a protein of 596 amino acids. The transcript has a single exon. Gene Ontology annotation, cellular component: nucleus. The record is from RefSeq and is a predicted model, not a curated record. Gene Ontology annotation, biological process: biological process involved in interaction with host. Lineage: Eukaryota; Fungi; Ascomycota; Eurotiomycetes; Eurotiales; Aspergillaceae.